Molecule: messenger RNA, 1270 nt
Organism: Daktulosphaira vitifoliae (grape phylloxera)
Lineage: Eukaryota; Metazoa; Arthropoda; Insecta; Hemiptera; Phylloxeridae
Exons: 2
Coding region: 250-1158 (302 amino acids)
Biological process (GO): regulation of transcription by RNA polymerase II
Cellular component (GO): transcription regulator complex; nucleus
Molecular function (GO): DNA binding
Source: RefSeq, a predicted model, not a curated record
CCGUUGGACCGCGGCCCUCCGGCACCGCCCGUACAACGGACCCUCUAGGUUUUAUUAUCGAACGACAGGCGCCCGUCCGGCGUAUACCGGAGCCCCGCCGUUACCGUUUCCCAUUCGGGCAGUCGACAACAGUUCGGUAAAUACAGCGGUCGCAUGUUAAAAAUGUUUUAGCGAUGCAGUCAUUUAAAUGCUAUUUCUUUCUUCGCUUUUACUCGUCUAUCAUCAGUUAGUUUAUUUAAUGCGAUAAAAAUGGUGUAUUUUACGGAAAAACUAAUACAUGAAAUACAUAAUCGUUCGUGCAUAUGGGAUACGGCCGACGUAAAUCAUCUCAACAAAGAAGUGCUGACUAACAUGUGGAUGGAAAUUGCCGAAUCUUUGUACUCGGAUUGGCACGCGUUGAGUUCAUUCGAUCAACGAGACAGAGUGGCUGACGUUAAAAAAAAAUGGACCAACAUUAAAGAUUCGUUCGUCAAGGACGUGAAGGGGAAGAAACCGAGAAAAUCCAAAGGGCCGCCGGAGCACAGAAAAAAAUACUAUCUAUACGACCACUUGCAAUUUUUGAUACCGUUCAUCCAGGAUUCCAAGUCCAGUAAAAACAGCAACGAUAGGGAAAAUCCAAAAAAGAAAAUCAAAAAGAACCUCGGAGAAGGAUCGUCUAAACGAGAAACGACGCCGAGGUACGAACCAGUGACGCCGGCCGACGUCCAACUUCACGCCGAGACGUUAAACGCGUUCGCUGGUAAACUAGCCACAGAGACGCUGUGCCAACUAGACGGCGAUCUGUCAUUUAUGGUGUCGCUAAUGCCCACUGUGAAGUCCAUGAACGAAAAACAGAAAAUUGAUUUCAAAAUUGGCGUUCUCCAGUUGGUGGCUCGAAUAAAAUAUAACGACACCCUUCGUGACUCCACUUACACCGGCCAAUCACCUUUUAUGCCCGACCUGCGGUGUUUCUCGGUGCCUUAUCAACACUUCCCCUUCAUCAACCCAACCGUGUCGUCAUCGCAGUCACGGCGGCGGUCCCGCAGACUGUCGGUAAACGGCGAAACGCCGUCGACGACUCCGUUAAAAAAUGAGGCCUGCAGCACUGCCACCAGUCCGUCUACUUCGUAUAACGACGAACUUUUUAACGAAGGUCGAGGUGAGGAAUCCGACAACUAACAUCUCAAAAUUGAUUUUUGUUUAUAUUAUUGUGUAAUUUAACUGUGUAUUAUUGUUUAAUAUUGUACGAUUUUAUAUAUUUAAUUCGAUACAAAGUGAUAUUUUUUUUUGA